Molecule: messenger RNA, 867 nt
Organism: Zerene cesonia (dogface butterfly)
Lineage: Eukaryota; Metazoa; Arthropoda; Insecta; Lepidoptera; Pieridae
Gene: DENR
Product: density-regulated protein homolog
Exons: 4
Coding region: 167-700 (177 amino acids)
Biological process (GO): formation of translation preinitiation complex; translation reinitiation
Molecular function (GO): translation initiation factor activity; mRNA binding
Source: RefSeq, a predicted model, not a curated record
GUAAUCCGUCAGCGGUCAGCGUCCGGUGGUGCUCGGCUCAAAUUUUUAUUUAAUUUCAAGUUUCAAUUUUGAUAGUAUUUUUUCCCUUUAAAAGUAAAAUUUAAGAUUAAUCCAAUACAAUACUAUGCAAUAGACUGAGUUAAUUUAUUUAUUAAUUAAUAUAGCCAUGGCGGACAGAGAUCUUUCUUUAGGUCCUAGGGAUGGUAUAACAUAUCCAAUUAAAGUUCAGUAUUGCGGUAAUUGUUCCAUGCCAAUAGAGUAUUGUGAAUACUACCCUGAAUAUGACAAAUGUAAGCAGUGGUUAGAAAAGAAUCUACCAACAGAGUUCGAAAAAGUAAAAAUCGAUGAAGAAGACAAUGCCGGUGGUGAAGAAGAAAAGAAACGACAGAAGCGUGGAGGAAAGGGUAUGUUGAAAUCCAAGAAGAAGGAGGAUGUUCCAAAGCUUGUCCAAGUCUCUCGUGCCCCAAGGGGUAAAAAGAAGUCUGUCACAGUUGUAUCUGGAUUAAGCACUUUUGAUAUCGACUUAAAAGUUGCAGCUAAGUUUUUUGGAACAAAAUUUGCAUGUGGAUCGUCAGUUACCGGUGAUGAUGAAAUUGUUAUACAAGGUGAUGUCAAAGAUGAUCUGUUUGAUGUUAUACCUGAAAAAUGGCCAGAGAUUGAUGAAGAUAGUAUUGAGGACCUUGGAGACCAAAAAAGAUAGUCUUAUGAUGGAUCUAAGUCAAAUCUAUAAUUGUCACAGCUGUUUCCUGAAUGACAAUCUUUUAUGUUACACAAUACUAACUGAUCAGGAAAUAAGAUUACAACAUUUAUUUAUUUCUUGUGCUUUAUGAAGUGAAUAAAGUUUUCACUAUAAUGUAAAGAAGCCAA